UUCCAAAUGUCAUGUUUGCAGCAGAUGCUCUGCAACACACGAGCCUCUGGUUAUGUGGUAGUAUGUUCUGUGAAGAGCCAAAAUGUGGUCUGCUGUGUGGCUUCUUUUGUGAUCAGUCUGCGUAGGAAAAGAGGUUUUUUGGGGAGAAAUUGUUGACACGUGAAGAUGAAACCAUGAAGAGAAAGCAGAACGAAUAAUAAUGCUUUUCCGAAACCGUUUUCUGUUCUUGCUGGCUUUGGCAGCCUUACUUGCCUUUUUGAGCCUCAGUCUACAGUUCUUACAUUUAAUCCCUGUCAACCCUAUCAAGGAAGAUGGGUUGAAUCCUAAGAGCCGAAAAAGAAUAAUGCCUGACUUGCUAACUGAACCUCCUGCAAUAGAUCCUGUUUACGAAGCUCGUGUUUACUGCAAUAUUCCUACCAUUGCUGAACGCAGCAUGGAAGGUCAUGCACCUCAUUAUUUUAAACUAGUAUCAGUUCAAGUGUUGAUUCGACAUGGAGAUAGGUAUCCACUAUAUGCCAUUCCCAAGACAAAAAGACCAGAUAUUGACUGUACAUUGCAGCCUAGCAGGAAACCCUCUCAUCCUCAGCUGGAAGCUUUCAUCAAACACAUGUCCAAAGGGUCUGCAGCCCAAAUGGAUGGUACCCUCAGCAGCCUGCCUCGUUACCCUAGCCAUUCCUUCUGUGAGAUGGGAGAGCUUACGCAGACGGGCAUUGUACAGCACUUGCGAAAUGGACAACUAUUGCGAGAAAUUUAUAUAAACAAACAUAAACUGCUUCUGAGCGACUGGACAGCAAAACAGCUGUACUUGGAGACAACGGGAAAGAGUCGAACCCUGCAGAGUGCGCUGGCGCUGCUCUACAGUUUUUUGCCAGAUUUUGACUGGAAGAAAAUUUACAUGAGGCAUCAGUGGAGCACCAUUUUUUGUUCUGGAAGCUGCGACUGUCCUAUGCGAAACCACUACCUAGAAGAGGAACAGCGCAGGCAGUACAGUUUACGGGUGAAGAACAAUGAUUUGGAGAAGAUAUACGUGGAUAUGGCCAAGAUAGUUGGCAUUCCCACGAGGCAGCUGAGAGCUUCUAACCCAAUAGAUUCUCUCUUGUGCUAUUUUUGCCACAAUGUCAGUUUUCCCUGUACCAAAACUGGCUGCAUUGGUAUGGAACACUUCAAAGUAAUCAAAAGACAUCAGUUGGAGGAUGAGAGAGAACGACAGGAAAAGAAACUUUAUUUCCUGUAUGCACUAUUGGCCACUCAUCCUCUUCUCAACCAGACUGUUAAUCGGCUGCAGCGUAUUGCAGAAGGCAAGAAAGAAGAAGUAUUUGUUCUUUACUCUGCACAUGAUGUCACGUUGUCACCUGUUCUUAGUGCCUUGGGCAUUACAGAGGCCAGAUUUCCACGAUUCGCUGCCAGAUUAGUUUUUGAGCUGUGGCAGGAUGGGAAGAGACCCAAAGAACACUUUAUCCGCAUCCUGUACAAUGGUGCUGAUGUCACAUUCCAGACCUCAUUUUGCAAGGAUUAUUAUAAACGUUCCAGCAAGCCAAUGUGCCCACUAGAAAAAUUUGUUAGCUUUGUCAAGAGGGAUAUGUUUUUAGUUUUUAACAGCACUAGUUAUUAUGAUGCGUGUCGUAGAAGACCACUGUAGGCAAGGAAAGUGAAAAUAUUUAACUUCUGUUUAAGUGAAAGUCUGUAUUUCAGUUGAGGCACAGUUUGGUCUUGUUGUUUCUUGUACCUGUAAGUACAAAAGGAUGUUGCUUGAAACCUUCUUCAAAUAGUUUUAUUUUAAUUCAAACUGUAGAUGGUCUCCAGUAGAAGAACAAAUAUUGAGGGAGUGCUAUGUCUGUGUAUGCUCACAUAUGCUGUGUUAACUGUCAUGAACCCGAUAAACCACAUGAGUUACUGUAGCCUUGGACUUUCUCUGAUAGACUGAGAGAGCACAGACUGAUUUUCUCUAUAUUCCAGAGCAAUACUUGGAUACCAGGAGUUUAAAAACAAGAAUUUUUUUUUUUUUUACCAUCAACUUUCAAUCAUUUUAAGCAGCUGUAUCAGGAUAUUUAUAAAAUUCCAGGCAUCUGUGUUAAACCCCUUGUAAGAUAUUCUUAAAGCUCCCUACUCAAAAGAAGCAUUUUAAUAUUUAGGGACAGGUCUUUAAAGCAAACUGUUUACCUGUGCAUACAUACCUGAGCAUGUACAAAUAAGUGUGUGCCUUUUUGACCUCACAGACCUACAAAUACUAGACUUCCGUUACCUGUAUCAGAGAAGGGUGUACUGGAAAAUGUGUGCAAAACUCUAUUGAUUGCACUUUCAGCACUUUGAAUAGUUCAAACACAAUCUAGAAAUAUGUAAAGGUCUUGUGGCAAUGAAGUAGAUAGCAAACACUAACAUUACUGCUAAAUCUGAGUGGGAAAUUAGCAUUAUAAAUCAGUCUUACAGGGAAGUGUUGGGCUCUUUCCCAUUGUGAACGUGCUCAAGCUGCUGCGCUAUAAACAAAACAGUUUUAGGAAUUUGAUAUAGUGGCUGCUUGAGACAGCUUGGCUAAACACUAAGAAUUUUGUAGCUGACUUAGUAUUUUUAUGGACUAGGAAGCUCUUAUUUUGUAUGAUCAGAGUUGUACAUAUUGCACUGUGUGUAUUUAUAACACAGUAGAACUUUCUUACUACUUCAGUUUGUAAAGAGCUGUGAAAAGCUGACUUUUAGAUGUUUUUUUUUCCCUUGAUCAGGAUGUGCAGACUUAAGUAUAAACUGUCUUUUAUGGGUAACUUGAGCAACGAGUAUGUAUGAAAACUUGUAUUCAAACCAAUUUCAUCUCUUUAGGAGUAGUAAGUUGAGAACCAAUUUUUAAUAGACGCUUUAGAAAUUUUAUAGUUCUGGAGGUUUUUUACACAUCUAGAAAUAAUUUAGUCUGUGACUUGUGAUUCAGUGGUGCUAGUUUAUCAAAGAAAGCGUAAUUAAGCAUAGGUUCUCUAACUGUUGGUAUUCCACUCUGUUUUCAAUGCUGUAUUUGAACAUGUUUCUUUAAAUAAAAAUUUGGGGACUCUUUGUA
Molecule: messenger RNA, 3037 nt
Organism: Anas platyrhynchos (mallard)
Lineage: Eukaryota; Metazoa; Chordata; Aves; Anseriformes; Anatidae
Gene: PXYLP1
Product: 2-phosphoxylose phosphatase 1
Biological process (GO): dephosphorylation; chondroitin sulfate proteoglycan biosynthetic process; glycosaminoglycan biosynthetic process
Cellular component (GO): Golgi apparatus
Molecular function (GO): phosphatase activity
Source: RefSeq, a predicted model, not a curated record